This is a messenger RNA of Fraxinus pennsylvanica, 942 nucleotides long. Lineage: Eukaryota; Viridiplantae; Streptophyta; Magnoliopsida; Lamiales; Oleaceae. The record is from the annotation of a GenBank genome assembly.
AUGGCAAGAAAUGAGAAUAAAAUCCUCAUUAUGGGAGGAACAGGCUACAUUGGCAGCUAUAUGGUGAAGGCCAGCAUCAAAUUAGGCCAUCCCACUUAUGUUUAUUCAAGGCCAAAUUCUUCCAAGACAGAAUUGCUUAAUGAGUUUGAGUCGAUGGGUGCCGUUAUUGUCAAAGGAGAGUUAGAGGAUCAUGACAAGUUAGUUUCAGUGCUUAAAGAAGUUGAUGUGGUGAUCUCUGCAGUGGCUUUUCCUCAAGUUCUUGAUCAACUCAAAAUCAUAGAGGCCAUCAAGGUUGCUGGUGGCAUAAAGAGAUUUCUUCCAUCGGAUUUUGGCUGCGAAGAGGAUAGAAUCAGUGUGCUGCCCCCAUUCCAAGCACUUCUUGACAAGAAGAAGAAAAUCAGAAGGGCCAUAGAAGAAGCAAAAAUCCCAUACACUUUUGUGUCUGCAAAUUGCUUUGGUGCAUAUUUCAUAAAUUAUUUGCUCGGUCCACAUGAGCAAAAGGAGGAGAUAACUGUAUAUGGCAGUGGUCAGGCCAAAGCUGUGCUGAAUUUCGAAGAAGAUAUUGGAAUUUAUACUAUAAAAGUGGCAACUGAUCCAAGAGCAUGCAAUCGGGUCGUUUUAUAUCGGCCUUCAACCAACAUUAUAUCACAGCUGGAGUUGAUCUCUUUAUGGGAGAAGAAAACGGGUCGGACUUUUAAGAAGAUUCAUGUUCCAGAGGAAGAAAUUGUCUUUCUUUCAAAGACUUUACCAGAUCCAAGCAAUAUACCAGUCUCCAUCCUUCACAGUCUCUUUAUAAAGGGAGUUACAAUGAACUUCGUUCUUGGAGAGAAUGACAUUGAAGCUUCAGAUUUGUAUUCGGACCUCAAGUUCACUACAGUCGAUCAACUCCUCGACAUUUUCCUGCACAAUCCACCAAAGCCUGCUUCUGCUGCUUUUGAAUGA